Messenger RNA from Schistocerca nitens (vagrant locust), 4420 nucleotides. RefSeq lists its product as uncharacterized. The record is from RefSeq and is a predicted model, not a curated record. The coding region runs from base 358 to 3378 and encodes 1006 amino acids. NCBI's taxonomy places the organism in Eukaryota, Metazoa, Arthropoda, Insecta, Orthoptera, Acrididae. The transcript is spliced from 5 exons.
CUCCUUGGUCGUGCGCACACUAGCUUGGGCAUUUUCGGGCUUGGGAGUCUGUUACGUUACAGUUUAAUUUUAGAAAGCAGGAGCGGGAUGUGCCCGUAUCCCCAUACGCCACUGUAUAGUCGACCGCUACACUCCGGCACGACCCUAUACCGAAUAUGGACCAAUCUCGAAUUUCGUCGCCGGGCGCCAAAUUGAGAAGGUGUAAACUUACUACUCUGAAAAUGCUUAAUUUUAGCAUAGCGUGUGCCAUGUAGGGGGGCUUUCGUGCGUGUGUACCGGGAACGCAUCCGCUCGGGCGAGUGCGAAAAGUGCAACGCGGCCGAACUCCGGUGUUAAUGACAACAAACAAGUUCAUUAAUGUUGCCGGAACAAAGCUUCCCUGUUGCAGAAAUUAUGCAAACAGAGGACAUCGGCAAUAGUAAGUCACUGGAUAACGACCUGUCUUUGAACACUUCUGCAGAAAUUGCUAUGACUGUGAAAGAAGAGCCCUGUGACAAGGCCGCUCCAGUUUCACCACCCAGCAGAUCCUCGUCUCAAGAGCCCAGUGCAGCUGACAGAGAUGAUACUGGGAGUCAAAAUUCAGUUCCUGUAUCCACAUCUACUUGUUUGCCCAGUCCCGGAGAAAGAGGCAGAGGAAGGGGACGACGCAGAUCUCGCUGGAAGCUCAAAUUCCAUCACCAGGCUCUUCCACCAGAAUAUCUGGACCACUAUGAAGCUGCAAUGGCUCAGCAGGAUGCAGCUGCUGCAAAAUCUGCCCAGAGCAAGCAGCAACGUCCAGUUCCUCCCCUUGUCCCACGCCGCCCCCCUGUCAUCAAGCGGGAAGCUGAGGGUCAGUGUACAUCGACUUCCCCACUGACUGCUGCAGCUACUGCAAUUGAAAGACUGCAUAUAGUAGCAGCACCUAGUGAUAUAUCUGGCAAAACCUAUAUGGAUUUUCAACAUAGAACUGAAGACAGUGUAAUUACUGAAACAUCUCCUAGAUUUGCAAGACAUAAUGUCAACAGAAACAGUGAAAGGUGUGUUCCACCAAAAGGACUUUUGGGAAGCCUUUUAGCAAACACUGAUAGUUGCCUCCUUGCAGAUACAGGAAUCAACAAAUCAUCUUGUGAGAGUGACCACAGAAGAUCAUCAGUCAUCAUAUCAUCUGUAUCGAGUGGAACUGAUAUGAGCAGCAACAGCUGCUUAAACCAUUCUACAGCAUCAAGUGCAAAUGUAUGUUCUAACACUGCAAAUAAGGUAAUGAACUAUCAGGACCUGCCAUAUAUGGGAGAAAUAACUCUUGACAACAUGAAGCCACGGAGAGGAAGAAAACCAAAGAAAGCUGACAUAUGCCAUUUAAUUUACAAGAAUUAUGGCACUGUUUUUCCUGGCAUGACUGCAAAGGCUGUUGCAGAUACUACUGAAGAGUGGCAUGGAAGACAGUUAAAUCAGCCUGAACCAGCCAUAUGUAACACAUCCACUGAUGUCACAGCUGGUACCAGUGUUGCACAUGACUCAUCAUUUUUAAGGGCUAAGAAUGGAAUUCUUGAAUCUUUUAAGGCCAAUGUACCACUCAAUCACAGUGAUGUGCAGAACAGGAUUAUCAGCAGUUUACUGGAAAAGCGACUGACAGCUGUGUCACACGAUCCUAAUCGAGGAACUACAGUAAGUGCAGAUUAUUUACGUAAUGUUGGUAAAGUGGAAUCUCGUGUUGACACAGAGAAUUGGGACAAAGCCCAAGGGACUUCAGUAUUAGGUGAUGAUGAGGAACCACUGAAUCUUUGCAUGAAAGACUUGAAUCAGCUAAAAAUUAGACUGUUAAGGAAACAUGACAAUUUUUAUGAGUCAAGAACCAGUGAAGCUACCACAGUAAAAAGUGAACCCCCGUCACCGAGUGAGGCAGACCACACAGAAGAAAGUGAAUCUCUGCUUGAUGACUUUCCCAGUGAGUGUGUGAUUGCAAAUAGUGAGCCCAAAGUCAUGCUUUCUGCAACACUGGAUAAUGAAGGUGUACAAGAAGGUUUAAAUAUGUUUCCUCCUUCAGUGUGUCCAAAUCCGUCCUCAGUGUCAGUAUUUCCAUUUGAUCCUAACAGUGCUGUCAUUCCACCUAUGCCUUCUGGAUAUGUGUACUGGCCAAGUACAGGAGUCUUUGUGCAUCCAAUGGCUCUUCAAUCACAACUUCUAUAUUACCAGAAGUUAGGCGCAAUACCCUUAGUGCCUAUUGCUCCAGAACAGAGUCAAGGGUUUGUCCAAUCACCUUUGCCAUCAGUAAACAUUUUGCCACAGGUCACUGCAACACCAUCUCCUACCCGAACAAAUCCUACCAAAAUUGUUCCUGGGAAAGACCCUAAGUCAACACACGGUAAAACUGUGAUUCCUAAAACAUUUUCAAUGAUGGUAGAAGCCAAUCAUAAAAAUUCUACUAAUUCCACACCCACAUUGUCUGAAACCAGUUUUACUAGGAUGAAGCGACUGGCACCAUUGGGCAACCCUCCAGCCUCUGGAGCCCCAACAAAAAAGAAACGCUCUGCAAUUUUCAUUCCACCCAUGCCAAGUGAAAAUAGUACUAACCCCACAACUGAAGUCAGCAUAUGCAAAUUCAAGUUUACAGGAGGGGCUAAACCAAGCCUUCAAGAAAAGAAAAUGCUUUCUGUAGAUUCUGGAGGUAAUUUUCGUUACUACAGUGGAACAGGUGAUAAAUCUAUGAGAGGGUAUGAAUUCUUUCCAAGAGAAUCACUUCAACAAUCAAGUGCAGCGUCAUCAUCGUCUCCAUCUGAGAAUUUUCUUACAGCUGCUUCAACCAUGAGUGGAGGUGACAGAAAUAUCCCUGUGAAAGAUAAUCACACGCAAGGAAUUUUUCCACUAGACAGUUCAAGAACUCAUGUUCAGCAAUUUCCGGUGUGUAAUGAUAUGCUAACAAGAGAACUGCAGAAUGCUAAUGUACUGAAUAGGACUUCUGAACAAAGUGGGGCUCACUUCAGUACUGCACACAGCACUGAUAAUAUCUUCAGGCCUGCAGAUGUCGGUGAGGAAAAUUCUUCACAAUAUCAUUUAUCACGUCGCAAACGGAAAACGAGAAAGUCUUUGGCUCGAGAAAAGUUGGAGCAGACCUUUAAGGAAAAAGGAUUUCUUAUACAGACUCAACAGUUGGAAUCUGCAGAAGGAGCCACCUACUGCAAAUUCAGGCAGUUGAGAAAAUUCACUCGUUACCUUUUUCGCUCAUGGAAAGAUUAUUUACCAGGUAAUGUUCGUGAGAUGUCCAUUGCAGCAGGUGUAUCAGGAAUUGAUGGUUCCCCACAUCAGAGUCCUGAAGGAGCAGUAUCAGAAGGAGAAUUGUCUUCUAGUAGUCGUUCCUCACCAGCUACACAAGACCCUCCUGAACAGCCUCCAGUUGACUAAUUUUCUGCUCAUGAAUCAUGUAAAUCUCUAUAUAAAUUUAUUCAGAUUUUUGUAAAUACGUAAAACUUCAUAAACAUUUGGAACACUUAUUGAUAUCACGUCAUUUCAUCUCUUAGGCAACAAAAAACUGAAUUUACUGUAUUUCAUCUCUUCUCAUCUUUAUCUGUGUUGUUGAAGAGUUAAUAUUUUAUUUUUGUGAGUCAUUGUCCAUUGUUUUGUUUUUUCAAUGAAGCUGUUUAGUUCCUUGUUUACAAUCUGAAGAACUGUUGUUACAUUUGUAACUGAUAUUAGUUAAGUUGGGCACUUUAAUAUAUGAUUCAGAAACAUGAGUAACUUAAAAUGCUGCUGUAUAAAAUGUGACGUGUGGAGCAAUAACAGAAAACAAAAAUAUGGUCUGUACACUGUUCACUAGCCUUAUGGAUAAUAUCAAUUCAUUUACACUGUUGUGUUAAUUUAAGAAGGCAACAAUUGUAAAAUUAAUUAAUUUUUCAUGUUAAAAGAAAUCUAUUUAUUAUUGUUCUGUAAAAUAGAUAAACAAAGUAUUACACAAUUAUGAAAAAGGCUGUGAAAUUUAUUGCCAUGUAAAUUGUCUACAGUUCUUUCUCUUAGAAUGUAGUCAGUUAAUGUGUUUAAAACAAUUAUUUCAUAGUGACUGAGUAACAGAAACAGCUUUUCUUUCUUUACCGUGCCAGAAUGAUUAAUUUUUAAUCAGUUACAUAGGUUUUUUAAAAUUUGUAAUGCUUAGUUCAGAUUGCUGCAAUUACCGCCUUUUUCUUCCAGAGUCAUCACUCAUGUUCAUGCAUGUUUCCUUACAAGUAGGAAAGUGGUCUGUUUUGCUUGUUUUUGUAAUAGUAUGUUUGUGGACUUCAUUAAGUUACAGUGAUUGCAUUUGGUUUCAGUCUUAACGAUUGUGUGUGCACUGAUUAGAUAGGCUAAGUGAAUGUCUCCUUAAUUUUGAUCUCCAACUGCAUUUCAAGAUUGUUUCUAGGUUCAAGAGCUUUAAAUGGUAGACACACGAUAAAGUAUCAUGUAAAUAUGUUAU